AAGAAGCGCGUUGGCUCAUUUUUUGAGUUUAAGUCUUUAAAACGUCUCGUAGUGCACGAAAAUUUGCACACCAUCCGUUUCAAUGGCUCUCGAGCGUCAAGUUCGUGCGAAGAUUCUUGCCAAGCGUGACCCCCAGCAAGAGAAAGAAGCCCAAGAGUGGAUCGAAGCAAUAAUUGGCAGAAAAUUCUCAUCACCCUUCGAAGAUUACCUGCGUGAUGGUCAGGUACUCUGUGAACUAAUUAAUAAAAUUCAGCCAGGAUGCAUUAGUAAAAUCAAUACUUCCGGUGGUGAAUUUAAAAUGAUGGAAAACAUUAAUAAAUUUCAAAAGGCUAUUAAAGAUUAUGGAGUACCUGACAUCGAUGUCUUCCAAACAGUUGAACUGUGGGAAAAAAAGGAUAUUGGGCAAGUUAUCACAACUCUCUUUGCCCUGGGCCGUGAGACAUUCAGGCACUCAGAUUGGAAGGGACCGUACCUGGGCCCAAAGCCAGCUGAUGAGUGUAAACGUGAGUUCACCGAAGAGCAGCUCAAAGCAGGACAGACUAUGAUCGGACUCCAAGCUGGUUCCAACAAGGGUGCCACUCAAUCUGGCCAGAAUAUGGGUGCUUCCAGAAAAAUUCUCCUUGGAAAGUAGUUUUCUUUUCAUCACCACGCAACCUUCUGAUUUCAGUUAUUCUUCUGCUAAAAAAAUUUUCUCCCAAAAAAAUGAUUGUAUAUUAUGUACAUGACUAUAACUGUUAUCAUUUGCUUCAGCAGGUUAGCUAUUUUUCAGCUGUCCUAGGGAAAUAAACUUGAUUGUACAUCUUA
Molecule: messenger RNA, 804 nt
Organism: Copidosoma floridanum
Lineage: Eukaryota; Metazoa; Arthropoda; Insecta; Hymenoptera; Encyrtidae
Product: Muscle protein 20
Biological process (GO): actomyosin structure organization; actin filament organization
Cellular component (GO): actin cytoskeleton
Molecular function (GO): actin filament binding
Source: RefSeq, a predicted model, not a curated record